AGUACUUAUAGUCUUAUACUAUGAAACACUGUCCCACUAACAAGUAAGCAAUUAAACUUUUAAUGCAUCAGGAAAUGUGCUGAUUUGUGAUUUAGUGUUUCGCUAUCUGUUCCUGAUGUUAGCAGCUUUUAAAUAAAGCUGUACUUUUACAAUGGGUAAAAGAGUUAGUAUCUUAACCAUCGUCAUUGAUAUUGGGAUCUCCUUUUUCCCUUCACGCGUAGCCAAUGUCCGAGCAUGUCGUCGCGACAGUGUUUUGUAGAUUGCACGAAUCCACUGGUGUACAACGUCGCCUGCGAAGAUAUCAAAGGAUCAGAUUUGUUUAACGACUUAAAGGAUUAUAAAACCUCUAGUCAACCGAUCCAUCUGGCAAUAUGGAACUCUCCAGGUCUAUCGCGCAUCAGUGGGGUAAUGUUGGAUCCUGUGGCCAAUGAGAUGCUGCGGUUGGAGGUGGACAACCUGGAGACGCUGGAGUACUUUCCCGAACUGAGGCCACAGUACAAACUGAAAGAGCUCGUGCUGAUGAACUGUCCCAAACUGAAAGAGAUGCCGCUCGAGUUGCUUCCUCCUUCAAUCGAACAGUUGACUCUGUUCAAAACCGGGAUCACCGAUCUGUGGAACGAUUUCGAAGAGGCACCAUCGCUGCCACUUGUACACGAAUUUACCCUCUCCAAUAUGCGCAUUGAGAGCAUACAAUCCGGAUACUUUAAGGCUUUCCCAAACCUGGAUACGCUGCAGAUCCUCAAUUCAGAACUGGCCCUAACAGCUCCUCGAGGCGAUCUUAUCAGCGCAUUAAAGCCGCUAAAACGGCUACGCAUAACGAACAACACCCUGCCAUCUGGCUCGCAUGCCAUUAUCUACGAAGGCGCCAUGGCGGAAAUGCAGUUAGCGGAGAAUGCCUACAUUGACCUCUCAUCAAACUACUUUGAAAUGCGCAAUGAAGCUAGAGCAUUAGCUGGUAAAUUCCAAACCGCGCGCUACAUUUCCCUCAAAGACAAUAGCUUUCAGGAUUUCGCUACCACAGCUAACGUGUUCACCCGCUUCACCCAUUUGGAGUACCUGGACUUAGCGAAUACCAAUUUCUUCAUCGCUACCGGCAGUUUAGCCGGGCUUCCCAGUUUAAAGGAAUUAUAUUUGGGCAGUAAUCGAAUGCGUGACUUAACCGUGACUAACAUUUUUCAGGGAGCAUUAUUUCGGAAUCUCACCAGAUUGGAUUUAUCUGAUAACGAACUGAAAUACUUGCCAAUUGGUGUACAACCCUUCGCCGACAGUCUUGAAGAACUAAUUCUUCGUGGGAAUCAAAUGAAAUUGCCGGAAAUUUUUACUAGUGGCGGACGAAGUUAUGUUACCAGUUUUGACAAAUUCACGAAUUUGAAACGAUUAGAUUUAUCCUACAACAAAUUGGUGAAGCUGAACAGUUUACAUCUAAGCCGAAUCAAGAAGCUGCAGUCUUUGAACCUCGGGUGCAAUGAUUUUCGGCGAAUUGAUAAAGCAUUUUUCAACUUUCUUCCUCGAAGUCUCCAGAUCCUCAAUCUGACGUUUUGCUUGUAUGACCAAGGCGUACAUUUUGAAAAUGACCCGCUGCUUACUAUGCCACCCAUCAGCAAACUAAUUAUGCAGCAAGGUCAGCUAACGAGCGCGGUCUUUGCCAUUUUCAAAAAGGCGCAUGUGGAAAAACUAAGCGAGCUAGACUUGGGCUACAACAAUAUUGCCAUUAUUGAUUCUGGAUCUUUCGAGCCACUGUGGAUGCUGGAGACUUUGAAGCUAACAAGAAACCGAAUGCAGUCCAUCGGACCACUUACAUUUGCUAAUAUGGAUAGGCUACUCGAACUAGAUUUGUCUUGGAACAAAAUUUAUACGGUUACAAAAGAUGAUUUUGCCGGUUUAUACAAUCUGAAGACAUUGACACUAACUGGCAACUCAAUAGCAAGUUUACAAGCCGGUGCUCUGGAUCCGUUAAAUAACCUGAACCAGCUUUACCUCGGGUUAAACUUAAUUAAUGGUGACGAUUUGACGACCGUGUUCAGCAAAGCCGGAGACAGUCUUAUUCAUUUGGGGCUGCAGUCCAAUCCCGUUCGUUGCAUCCCGGGGUCACUGUUUGGUAGACUGAGAAAGCUCAGGUGGCUCUAUUUAAACAGUUCACGCGCAAUCAGUCUCGAUGUGGGAUCAUUUCGCAACCAACCAAGCAGAAUGUCUAAAUAUCCGUUCCGACUGUGGGCAUUUAAAGAGCCAGAACUGAGCGAUAUUGGUUGUCAGUCUUGGGAAGACUGGGCAACAGCUUUUAGGAGAUAUAUGCGUCAGUCUCGCAUUUCCGUUUUAAUUAUUAAUAUGAGUAUCAGCGUGAACAUUGCUUCAGCUGUCAUUAUUUGCAUUUUACUUCCCCUUACGCAUGGUCAGUGCCCGAGUAUGGCAUCACGGCGCUGCUUCGUGGACUGCACGAAUCCUCUAAUGUACAAUGUCGCAUGCGAAGACAUCAAAGGAUCGGAACUCUUCAACGACAUAAGUGAUUAUGGCACAUCCAGCCAACCGAUUCAUUUGGCCAUAUGGGAUUCCCCGACUCUGUCGCGCAUUACUGCAAUUAUGCUGCAGCCAAUAGCGAAUGAGAUGACUCGGUUUGAGCUGGACAAUAUGGAGUCACUGGAAUAUUUUCCUGAACUGAAACUUCAGUAUUUGCUCAAGGAACUGGUUUUGAUGAACUGUCCCAAGGUGAAAGACAUGCCACUGGAACUACUUCCCCCUUCGAUCGAGCAAAUCACUCUUUUCCGAACUGGCAUUACUGAACUGUGGAACGACUUUGAAGAAACACCAGCGCUUCUGCUUGUGUGGGAGUUCACCCUCGCAAGCAUGCGCAUUGACAAUAUUCAGCCCGGAUACUUUCGAGCGUUUCCCAACCUCCAAUCUCUCCAGAUCACCGACUCUAAGUUGUUUCUAAAAGUGGACCAGGACGAUCUAAUUGGAGUGCUAAGUCCACUGCAACAUCUACGCAUUACGAACAACACCCUUCCGCCUGACACAGGUGCCGCCAUCUAUGAAGGCAUCAUGACGGGACUGCGAAUUGCCGAGAAAGCGCAUGUUGACCUUUCACAGAACAAUUUUGAAUUUCGCACCCGGGCAAAGAAACUGGCCAGAAAGUUUGAAUUAGCACGCUGUAUCUCUCUCCGUGACAACAGCUUUGAGGACUUUGCGAGCACCGCGCAAGCAUUUACACAUUUUGUCCACGCGGAGAAUCUCGAUCUGACCAAUACAAACUUUCUCAUAGCAACUGGGAGUUUAGCGGGCCUUCCCAGGUUGCAACAGCUACUUUUAGGCCACAAUUCAUUCCAAGAUUUGACAGCUACAAACAUUUUUCAAGGUGCGCUGUACCGAAAUUUAACGUUCCUCGAUUUGUCUUAUAAUAACCUGCACUAUCUGCCGAUUGGCGUAGAACCUUUCGCCGACAGUCUGGAGGAGCUUGUUCUCCGUGGGAACCGAUUGCGUCUACCAGAAAUGUACAAUUUAAGUGGCAAAAGCUACGUUACUGGUUUCGAAAAAUUCAAGAAUUUACGACGAUUGGAUUUAUCUUACAACCACUUACUGAAACUGAAUAGCGUAUAUCUGAGCCGAAUCAAAAGGCUACAGUCUCUCAAUCUUGGAUGUAAUGAUUUCCGACGGAUCGGCCGAACUUUCUUCAACUCUCUACCUCGGAGUCUCGAGACCCUUAACAUAACCUUUUGUUUUCUCAAUCUGAGCGUGCAAUUUGAGAAAGACGCUCUGCUAGAAAUGCCACCAAUCAGCAAACUGAUCAUGCAGAAAGGUCAACUGACAGGCUCGAUCUUUGAGGUUUUCAAAGCAGCCAGAGUAAAAACUUUAGCCGAGCUAGAUUUGGGCUACAACCGUAUUACGAAUUUAUAUACGGAAGGUGUUGAACCUUUGUCGAUGCUCGAAAUUCUAAAACUUAACAACAACCAACUACAGUCAAUCGGGCCAAACGCAUUUUCUAAAUUGGACAGGCUGGUACAACUGGAUUUAUCUUGGAACAGUAUUCACACUAUCGCAAAGGACGACUUUGCUGGAUUAAGCAACUUACGAACCUUGACACUGACUGGCAAUUCUGUUAUGGUUGUACAAGCCGGUACAUUAGAUCCGUUAACCAACCUACAGCAGUUGUAUCUCGGAUACAAUGCUAUUAACGGCGACGACCUGGCAAUUUUGCUGAACAACGUUGGCGAUCAGUUAAUCCAUCUGGGACUGCAGUACAAUCCCAUUCAGUGUAUACCGGGACGUCUAUUACGAGGAAUGAAGAGACUAAAAUGGUUGUAUCUAAACCGAUCUCGAGCCAUCAACCUGGAUGUUGGAUCUUUUCGAACCCAACCAGCGAGGUUGGCCAGACAUCCUUUCCGAUUAUGGGCGUUCAGCGAACCGCUUCUGAGCGAUAUCGGAUGCCAGUCGUGGGAUGAUUGGGCUACAGCUUUUAGAAAGGCAUCAAAGUUCGUGCUAAAAGACCGCUCCGGUGCCGCAUUUCAACAAAUGCUAAUCAAUUUUCCCAGCUGUCACAUGGUUUCUCCUCGUCAGAUUAAGAAAUAUAUCGAGAAUAUUAUAUGUUGA
Molecule: messenger RNA, 4581 nt
Organism: Paramacrobiotus metropolitanus
Lineage: Eukaryota; Metazoa; Tardigrada; Eutardigrada; Parachela; Macrobiotidae
Exons: 5
Coding region: 235-4581 (1448 amino acids)
Cellular component (GO): extracellular matrix
Molecular function (GO): protein binding
Source: RefSeq, a predicted model, not a curated record